GAUAGGUUUUAGUUUCGAGAUGGAGUGAUGGACGUGUCCGUAAUUAUUAAAUCCUUUUUUUAGUUACUUGUAAUGUAUUCAGCACUCUAAUAUUGGCUCUAUAUACCAAUUACGAUUAUGUUAAUUUCGCGUAAAAUUCUGCUUUGUUUAAAUUUACUGCGGAAACAUGGAAGAGGAGCCUAACGAACAUGAGCUAGAGGAGAGGCUGUAUGCUAUGCUGCAUCAUGUGGACGAGACGCAGACGCAAGGGAAUGUAAGCACUGACAGACAAAAUGACGCUGCACGUUUUAUCGAGAAUGCACCUCGGAGCACCGUGCGCCGUUAUUGGCGCACCAGCGCCGACUACUCCACCCAGCACCAAAAGACCGCGUCCAAAGAAACCGCGCCGCCUCCCGCAAACAGAAACCCCACAACAACAAACACUAAUAACAACACAAAACCCAAGCAAGAGAAAUGUAUGGAACCAACAUCAUCUAUCGAUCUGUCACUCUUUCAAUCACCGCCGCAGAUCGUAAAAAAAACCAUUGAAAUACUGGAAGUGGAACCGUACAGUGUUGAACUUGAAAGUAGCGAUGAAGAUGAGGUUAUUGAAGUAGAGCUGCCGCCUAAACCGACCAUCACUAUUGAAAGCUCUGAUGAAGACGAAGUCUGCAUUGUCUCACAACCUGAAACUUCAUCCAAUACAAAUAAGAAAAACAAUACAGCACCAGAAAAUAAUGCUCCUACAGCUGACAGAGCAGUGUCAGCGAGCCCUGUCCCAUCUGUCGUGUCUUCUGUGUCUGAUGAAUUCAUCCGGAGUGACUGCAUAGCUUUGAAUAUAUCCUCUCGGCAUACUGACAACCACAGCUUUGACUUUAGCCUUCACGGAUCUGACCUACUCGGACAAGCCACCCCUUCUAAGAAGAAGAAAAAGAAGAAAUCCAAAGAGGCUGCCACUUCUACUCCUGUGCCUGCGGCUGCAGAUAAAACCUCUACCACCACACCAGAAACAUGCUUUGCAACACCUAAAAGCAAAGCUAAGAAUAAAAAACAAAAGACAAAGUCGUACACUGUGUCAGAGAAGAGUGUACCAAGUGCAGAUGUAUACGAUUCAGACAGCAAUCAGUCCGUAAUAGAGACGGGCAAGGGAACAUAUGUUGUCACAGAGAAAAGUCUACCAAGUGCUGAUGUUUAUGAAUCAGAUUCAAGCUAUUCUGAAAAUGUUAACAAAAGCAAAUCUGUGUCUGGAAAGGCCACUGAAAAUUCAGAUAGUAGUGUUUCAGACAAGCAACAAGACAAAAACGAAACAAAUAACACCAAGCAAAGUGACACAAGUCUGCCCUACACUACUGCAAAUUCUAUUGUGGAUCUAACUGACAGUGAGCAGUUUAUGACUCUGGACAGCACAGGCAUAACUGAUGAUAACAUUAUUAUGGCAAAUGUAUCAGGAUUCCAAGAGCCGAAUAAUGAGGAAUGGUCCUAUAAUGCUCCUAAACUUGGAUCUACCAAAGUCCCACAAAUAUUAUUUGAUAACCUCGACUUUGACAAUCUUAAGGGCAAGGACACAGUAUGCAAACGUAGACGGUACUCUCUUACAACUCUACGAGCUGAAAUGGAAAAAUUCUACAAUGAAAGCUGGGGUGGAGAGGAUUUCAAUCAUCGGGAGAUACAAAAAUACAUGUCACGAGACAAGAGUUUGUGGGUAAUAGACCCCAAAGACAGAAUGCCAGCUUUGUCAAAGAGAAAAAUAACAUGCAACUACUGCAACCGGCCAGGUCACCGCGACGACAACUGCCGCAUGAAGCCGCCGGUGUGCUUCAUGUGCGGCAACACCGGCCACUACGAGCCGCGAUGCCCGAGCAAGAUCUGUGUCAAUUGCGGCUCGCCCAACCACAUGUACUCGACGAUGUGCCGUAACUGCGCGUCGUGGGGCCGCGUGACGUGCGCCGAGUGCGGCCAGGCCGGCCACCCCGCCAGCCAUUGUCCUGACGUGUGGCGCCGGUACCACAACACGCUCGACACCAACAUGCCGCUGGUGGAGAACCGCCAGCUGAAGAAGAACCACCAGCUGUACUGCAGCGGCUGCACGCGGCGCGGUCACCUCGUGCACUCCUGCCGCCUCACGCUGCCCUUCUCCGGCCUGCCCAUCAACUCGCCCUACGUGGCGCUCUACCGCCCCGUCUACCCGCCCCAGCCCCACCCUCCCCCGCGGACCGAAAACAAAAACAAACGCCACUCCAAGUCCCCCACCGUCCACGAGACGCACCUCAACAAAAAGAAGAACAUGACGGUCACCGAUAUCACCGAAACACCCGAAAAAAACGACGAGCGCCCCAGAAAAAACUCCCAGAGCAAGAAUCAGGACGACCCCAAAACGCCGAAGACCGUCGAACCCCCGAAGGAGAAGACCGCCGAGCCCGCGCCCGAUUUCAUUCCGAUCGCGUCGUCGGUGAAUCGCGACAAGCGCGGGCACAUCAUCCAGGACAACGAGGUCACCGACACCAGCGACGUCGUCACGUCCGCGCGCAUCGCCGUCUCCGACGAGAUCGUCGCGCGGCUCAAGGCGCCCGACGGCGCGGCCUGGCUCGAGGAGAACUUGCGGAAGUGCAACAUCACCAUGCAGAACGCUGAAAUCGCUUCGUUCCUGAACAUCAGGGGGAAAAUCGCCGAUCAGGAGGCUUUCCACACGGAACUCAGGGGGUGGUUGAAUCACGGCUCCAACAAAGAAAAUUUUAAUUCUGAUAUCGAGGAGGAAAUCGCGCACGACAUUGAUGAAAAUCCUCAGAAUAACAUACCCAAGAACCGAAAUAACCUGCUUCGUAAACUGACCAAAGCGUUCGAAUCUCUCAACGACGAUCUGGGAGAUCCCAAAGCCAUUUGGAACGAGUUGAACUACUUACAAAACCGACAUGAGUUACUUCUCAAGCAGAAAUCUGUCAGCGCUACACAGUUGAGCAACAACCGAACCCACAUCAAUGAAAUGCUCAAGAAACUGAACAUGGUCCUUUUGGGCCAGGCAGGCCUCGCCGACGGACCGAAACAUUUGAACGAGCUUCAAUCGCUUCAUGAGAAAGUAACGAACUUCAGGCAGAAGAAUGUUUCGAUAGACUUACGCAAAGUGAUAGGGCAACAUUAUCAUACUAUUUUCACUGCUAUCCCCAGAAACGACUACGCCGAGCUCCUGAAAAAGUAUUAUGUAACCAAAAAACAAUUGAAACCGAAAAAAAAUAAGAUGCAGAAGCCACAAGUUGGUGUAAAGAAAAGGAAGAAAAGUAGGAGAGGCUUGACGGGGCCUCCUCAAACUGGUCCUAAUUCCGAGACAAAUGUAAAUGAAGGUGGCAAUUUUGUUACUAUUAACAACGCUCAUUCCAAAAAUGCAAAUUCCGUGAUCGGGGAGCUGGCCCUCUGUCACAAAAAGUUAAUAAAAACGCGGCCAGCGGAUGCAAUCCUCAAGAAGCAGCGAGGAGAGUUGUGCAGAAAAUUACAUAGCUACAUCAGUUCAUGUACUAUGAGAGGGCAGAUUUCUUCUAAAACCUUGAAAAAAGUGAGGAAGAUUCAUCAUCAAGCUCAGGUAUUCCUGGGCCAUGUAUAAAAUUAAGAAUAAGAUGAAAGCACUUUAUUAUGCGGUGGGACUUUCGAGUCUGCGACCGCGGCGACGUACUGGCGAGUUAUCUAUGUAUAAUCCCACAUUGUGGGCGAUUUAUGUUUUUCUCACUUGCCGGUCAUGUGUAAUAGCACUUCAAUGUGCAUGUGAAUUAAAUAAAACUUCUUAGUGUAAAGCAUCUACAA
Molecule: messenger RNA, 3768 nt
Organism: Ostrinia nubilalis (European corn borer)
Lineage: Eukaryota; Metazoa; Arthropoda; Insecta; Lepidoptera; Crambidae
Gene: Zcchc7
Exons: 6
Coding region: 167-3571 (1134 amino acids)
Biological process (GO): nuclear polyadenylation-dependent CUT catabolic process; nuclear polyadenylation-dependent rRNA catabolic process; nuclear polyadenylation-dependent snoRNA catabolic process
Cellular component (GO): TRAMP complex
Molecular function (GO): RNA binding; zinc ion binding
Source: RefSeq, a predicted model, not a curated record